Protobothrops mucrosquamatus (brown spotted pit viper) is the source of this 1287-nucleotide messenger RNA. RefSeq names its product ankyrin repeat domain-containing protein 27-like. Gene Ontology annotation, biological process: neuron projection morphogenesis; early endosome to late endosome transport. The annotation marks the transcript as partial. The record is from RefSeq and is a predicted model, not a curated record. Gene Ontology annotation, molecular function: guanyl-nucleotide exchange factor activity; SNARE binding. The transcript has 12 exons. NCBI's taxonomy places the organism in Eukaryota, Metazoa, Chordata, Lepidosauria, Squamata, Viperidae. Gene Ontology annotation, cellular component: late endosome; plasma membrane; transport vesicle.
AUGGCUGUGUAUGAUGAAGAUCUCUUGAGGAACCCCUUCUAUUUAACCAUGCAGAAACGACGGCCUGAUCUCUGUAGGAAAGUUGCCGAAUUCCAUGGAACGCACGUGGCUUCGGGCAACCAAGAAGAAGUAGAACGCUUGUUGAGCCAAGGAGACAGCGACAAGGAUGCUUUGAAAAACAUGUGCCAUCCGCUCUGCUUCUGUGACAAAUGUGAGAAGCUAAUUGUAUCCUUAAUGGAACUGAACUACCUCACUUUUGAAAAAGGACAACAUGCUUCUCAGUCACCAGUCCGAUCUUCGUGUUGUGAAGACACCAUCAGCCAAGUAUCAUCCACCUCCAGUUUUUCUUCCAUAAUACUAGUGACAACAGUGACACCAGAAGAAGCCAAAUCUAAUUAUAAAGAGGUGGACAAGCUUCUAAGAGCAGUUGCUGAUGGAGACUUGGAGAUGGUGCGCUAUCUCUUGGAAUGGGGAGAGGAUGAUCUGGAAGACCCCAAGGAAAUCAGCAAUAUGAGGACCCCAGAAUUAUGUCAUCCUUUGUGUCAGUGUUCGAGAUGUAGCCCUCUGCAAAAGAAGUUCUUCAGGCUGCCUUCAAACGGCCUUGGAGUGAACGUUACCAAUCAAACUGGUCUGUCGUCACUGCAUGUUGCUGCUCUACAUGGGCAUGUGGACUUGGUGGCCCUCUUACUAAAACAUGGAGCAAACAUGGAAGCCAAAGAUGUGAACCAAGCAGGACCUCUCCACUUCGCCUGCCAGAAUGGCCAUUUUCAGGUAGUGGAAUUUCUGAUAGAGUGCACUGCUAAGCAAAACAAAAAGGACAUUUAUGGAAAUACCCCCUUAAUGUAUGCUUGCUUGAAAGGCUAUCAGGAGAUAGCAGCCAUUUUAUUACAGCAUGGAGCCUCCGUUAACCUUCCCAAUAACCAAGGCAACACACCUCUUCACAAAGCGGUGAUAGGAAAUUACGAAGCAGUGGUUCAGUUGCUGCUGCAGCAUGGCGCAUUGGUGUACCUUAGGAACAACAGGCAAUGCACCCCUCUUGACUACGCUGAACCUAAUUCAGACCUCCUCAAGCUUCUUCAGGCUGCAGCAUCCUCCGAGGAGGACGGACAGACGCUCUGCAAAGCUCGCAUAACGCGGAAGAUCAGGAAAAAAAUCAGUUUUAAGACUCCUGAGACAACGGACGAUCUCAUCGCCCGGCGCCUUCAACUACUUGAGUCAAUCCAUCGAUUUAACAAAUCAAGAGACCUGCGCAAAGCCAUAACAAAAGAUAAAAGUAUGCCUAACUUU